Molecule: messenger RNA, 1320 nt
Organism: Aspergillus alliaceus
Lineage: Eukaryota; Fungi; Ascomycota; Eurotiomycetes; Eurotiales; Aspergillaceae
Product: salicylate hydroxylase
Exons: 3
Coding region: 1-1320 (439 amino acids)
Biological process (GO): secondary metabolite biosynthetic process
Molecular function (GO): monooxygenase activity; FAD binding
Source: RefSeq, a predicted model, not a curated record
AUGGCUUGUGUGGUGGAUGUUGAAUAUCCGUUACCACCCCAGAAGCCUCUCAAGGUUCUUAUCGUGGGUUGCGGAAUCACCGGGCUGACGACAGCUCUCGGACUGAAACUAUUCGGCCAUGAGGUCACGGUCUUCGAACAGUCUGUUGCACUAGCAGAGGCUGGAGCAGGAAUUCAGCUGGCACCUAAUGCGUCCAGGAUCCUACGCCUCUUUGGCGUGUUGGAGGAAGUGAUGAGUAAGGCAAACAUAUUGGCGCAAAACUCUCUGCGACGAUAUCAAGACGACCAGGAGUUGGGGAAGGCACCUCUCAUGCCACUGGAAAAAUAUCAUGCCCCGCUGGCAGUGAUCCAUCGGGCAGACCUCGUAGAUAUUCUGGUGAGGAGAGUGAGAGAGCUUGGAGUGAGAAUUCGACUGAAUACCAAAGUUCAGGCGGUGGACUCUGAAUUUGAGGCACGAAUCCAAUUACACACCCAGGAGUGGGUGCUUGGUGAUGUAGUAAUCGCCUGCGACGGGAUCCACUCCAGUAGCCGAAAACAGAUGAUGAACUACCAAGGGGCUCGCGCUGGCUACAUAUCUACUGGUGACGCUGCAUAUCGCCUCUUGAUCCCGGCUGAGGCUAUGGAAAGCAACCCCGUCACUUUCGGCCUCAUCCACCAUAAUGUCGGGAUAAGAUGGAUGGGCCCGGGAGGACACAUAAUGGCAUAUCCCAUUAAGAGAAACACACUUUAUAACAUGGUCCUCGUCCACCCGCAGACCGGAGAUUGGUCCGAGGGCGAAGAGACUUGGACCAGGAUGGGAAGUAAACGGCAAAUGCAGCAUAUUUACCAGGGGUGGAACAGAGUAGUUCAAACGCUGGUAGACUUGGUUCCAGAAAAGGAGAUUGUCGAGUGGAGUCUGUACAUUCAUCCUCAUCUGCCGCGCUGGUUUCAGAACAAAUGCGUUCUGGCGGGAGACGCAUGCCACCCUAUGUUGCCAUAUGUGGCGCAGGGAGCGGCCCAAGGCAUAGAGGAUGCAGCCGUUUUAACUUUAUGUCUCUCUCUUCCUCUGGACAUCUGGACGGCUUUGAUGGUAUAUGAGCACCAUCGCAAGACUCGCGCGGAGAGAAUUCAGGAUAGUGCCACUGCUACGGGUGAAAUUCUCCAUUUGCCCGAUGGGGAAGCACAGCGCCGGCGUGAUGAAGCUUUCAGGGGACAUGGCCGCAACCCUGAUCUCUGGGCUGACUCAAAAUGGCAAGACUACAUGUGGGGAACAGACGUGAUCAAGGAUGUGUCGGAGCACUGGGAGGAUACUGUAGCUCAAGUUCGUGGAAGAACUAAAUAG